Nicotiana tabacum (common tobacco) is the source of this 895-nucleotide messenger RNA. The record is from RefSeq and is a predicted model, not a curated record. Lineage: Eukaryota; Viridiplantae; Streptophyta; Magnoliopsida; Solanales; Solanaceae.
UGCCUUGAAUGUUUUCUUUAUGGGGGUGAACUCUAUCUUUUUCAGUAUGGUGUCUCCCCAAGCCUAUUUAUUGCUAAAACUCGAGGAGGAACAUGCACUCUUGCCCCUUCUGAUCCACGGGAGCACGUCCUGCACCGUGCUGAAUUUCUGCUUCAGAAUGGUUUUGGGGUUUACAACAUUUUCAAGAACAACUGUGAGGAUUUCGCUAUCUACUGCAAGACCGGUUUGCUAGUCUUUACAAAUAUCAGUGUUNGUGUAGGUCGGAGUGGGCAGGCAACAUCCUUUUUAGCUGCCACAACUGCUAUUGUUUCAUCACCACUGCGCUUUCUGACUACAAGCGUUUCUGGUCUAGCCGCUGUGGGUUAUGGGGUUUACUGUGUCAGCCGGUUUGUUUCUGAUAUUGGAGUACGUCGUGAUGUCACGAAGAUCCCUGUUGAGAGACUUGUCGUAUGCCCUGGUUCUCAAGAGUCUGAGCCUGCUACUACUGAUGCAUCAAAGGAAAACCCUGGCUCUCAGGAGUCUGAGCCUGCUGCGACUGAUGCGUCAAAGGAAAAGGAGUCCUAGUUCUAUGUAAGUGGACUGCAUUUAUAUGGAAUUCAAAGUAGGUUACUACAACCUACAAGUAUGUUGUAGGUGUUGAUGUUGUCAUUGCUUUAUGUGCCAUGGAUUUGGUUAGUAUUGAAACAUUGGUUACUUUAACAGGUCUUGUGGGCAUUCUUCUAUCAAAUGAAUGCCUUUAUGUGAUUGUAACUUGUUUAUAGCAAGCCCAAUGGUUUCAUAUGAAUGGUAGUGAGUGUGUUAAAAAGAUGGUAUGGGCGCUUUAAAUUUUCAUGUAACGCCCACUUAUCAUAUACUAUCUUAAGCUGGAAAAAUCUCUCCAGAUCUUUCUUGUUCA